Messenger RNA from Nymphaea colorata (pocket water lily), 545 nucleotides. RefSeq lists its product as uncharacterized. The record is from RefSeq and is a predicted model, not a curated record. The coding region runs from base 150 to 419 and encodes 89 amino acids. Lineage: Eukaryota; Viridiplantae; Streptophyta; Magnoliopsida; Nymphaeales; Nymphaeaceae. The transcript is spliced from 4 exons.
CCAAGGCAUUAUUCACGUAAGGGAAACGGCAGGGGCUGACUUUUUGCUGUCUCAGGUCGUUUCCAAAGGGAUUUGCGAUCGGAAGGCCGUGCAGAUUUGGGGCUUCCUCUCUCACUCUCUGAUCUGCUGGUCUUUGGAGGUUAUUAGACAUGGUUUGCUUGGCAUGUCUGCUGCCACUUUUCUUGGUGCCUAUUGUCAAUAUCUUACCCCUCCUGUUCGAUUUCCUAAUGGCGAGGGUGUAUAAACUAUUCGGUUGGGAGUACAGGAAGCCGGAGAGGGCGCCACCUGCUUGUCCCUAUCGGCCUUCUUCUCAAGCCACGGGUGGUAUUACAAACGCCCACCCAGCACAGUUAGGAACCUCUGAAAAGCCAGUGAACGUUUCUGAUGCUGCAGCAGUAAAUCGUGACAAGUCUGACUAAUGAAGACUUUGGGUAGCUAGUUUUAUUCAGGUGCUAUAGUUGGAAUAAAGUAAUGAUAGUCGUUCUUACUAAACUGACUGUAAAAUAUUUUGAAGAGAAAAUGGUAUCCUGUACUCUUUUGCAUCA